Molecule: messenger RNA, 1818 nt
Organism: Megalopta genalis
Lineage: Eukaryota; Metazoa; Arthropoda; Insecta; Hymenoptera; Halictidae
Gene: Grx5
Product: Glutaredoxin 5
Cellular component (GO): mitochondrial matrix
Molecular function (GO): disulfide oxidoreductase activity
Source: RefSeq, a predicted model, not a curated record
UAGAUGGCUAAAGCAUUCGCACAGUCUGCCACGAUCAGCGCGUUGAUCGGAUAACCUCUCCCGCACGCAGUGUAUUUUCUCGUCGAAGAAUCGAAGUUUCGUUCGUUAAUUGCGGAUACAACGCUUCCAGAGAGAUGAUUCCAUUCAGAUUUUACAAUGGAAUCAGGAAUUUCGCCACGAAACUGGAUCAGAUUGGUAACCUCGUUAAGCAAAACAAAGUGGUCGUAUUCAUGAAAGGGGUUCCGGAGGAGCCCAGAUGUGGCUUCAGCAACGCGGUUGUUCAGAUAUUGAGGAUGCACGACGUCAAAUACGAUGCGCACGAUGUGCUCAAGGACGAUGAACUUCGGCAAGGCGUCAAGGAAUUUUCGAACUGGCCCACGAUACCACAAGUGUUCAUAAACGGCGAGUUCGUCGGAGGUUGCGAUAUACUAAUGGAAAUGCAUAACAACGGCAGUUUGCUGGUGGUGCUGAAAAAGGCCGGCAUCACGAGCGCCCUCCUUAAAAUCUAAACACGUUCCUUUGAGAAACUAUGUACAAUAUAGAGCCACAGCGCGUCGGGAACUCGUCGUGUGCAACGGCUCGGAAAGGACUGACAACUUUUGGCAAUGCAACUGCUUUGGUAGUGCGCAUGACCGUAGAUCGAUUGCGCUACGAUCUCGACACCACGAACAGCUAUCUAUGAAAAUACAAUUUGUAAUACUUUUCUGCUACCAGCGACCGUCAAUUUGGCCAACUUUAUUCGAGGAAACCGUACCGCGUGCUCUUGCACCGUCGAAAAUCCCAUAGAACGUAGGAACAUCUAACAAACCCGGCCCAGGGAGGCUCGUUCAUCAACCCUUAAUUACCUAAGUGGUCCUAGGUGAUUUUAACAGACCUAACUCAGGCGUUAAUUAACCCUUCGCACUCGAAGUCAUUCGAGCUGUAAAUCUAAAAUAACUUUUCUGACUUAUAGUAUUUCCAUUUUACACGACAAAGAGCGUGUUAUGCGUACGGAAUCGAGUCUCGUGACUCGAACAGCGGUUACACUUUUAACAAUUUUUUAAAUCUAUACUUCGACGGUAUAAAAAUGAUCUUAGAACGCGACGCAACAAUUUUUCCGGUGCUUCAGCGUCACCGCUCGAGUGCAAAGGGUUAAACGAACGCGAUUAACGCACCUGGGCCGCGUUACAAUGUCUCGGCAGGACAUUAAACCGUGCGUAGGUCGUCGCGGAGUUAACAUCAACCUGUUUAAUAUCGCCUUUUCCCCUGUCGGGCCGGAGCAGCAGGGGUGGUUAGAUUUCACGGCCGGAUGAAAAAUCGACCGAGUUGCCGGCGCACCUCGGCGACUGGACACAGAGGGUGUCGGCGAGCUAUAACAUUAUCCGGCGGCGCUACGCGGAGGAUUUACUACCGGUUUCCGGUUUGUCGCGAGCCGCGAAUCGCGGAGGGAAAAUGCGGAGGCCGGAGGGUGGAAAAAUUGGUUCAAGGCCGUGCGGGUCACGUCACGUCACGGAGGUCUGCGUUGCAUGUGCAUGCGUGAGUAAUAUAACGUGCAUCGUGUUCUUCCGCAUUGCGUUCACGGAGUUCUUGGCCCCUCCGGUUACAACCGGCCGACUUUCAAUUUAUGGCCGCGAGAACGAGCGUUUACUGCCGGCAGGGGGUGAACAAGCGGCGCAGCGGCGAUAGGGGACGAACGUGCCGGAUAACGCGGUUCACGGUGUGUUCGGGGUGCGGCGGUGAAAGUAUUCAUAGUCUUUUUGCAGGGCGAUCGAAGUCGUUCAGUCGCAAUCGAAUAAGCAGAUUAUCUGAACAUUGAAAUACAUAGCGAUUUUAUUGGAA